Messenger RNA from Zasmidium cellare ATCC 36951, 1599 nucleotides. RefSeq lists its product as uncharacterized. Gene Ontology annotation, biological process: proteolysis. The record is from RefSeq and is a predicted model, not a curated record. The transcript is spliced from 3 exons. Lineage: Eukaryota; Fungi; Ascomycota; Dothideomycetes; Mycosphaerellales; Mycosphaerellaceae. Bases 1 to 1599 code for a protein of 532 amino acids. Gene Ontology annotation, molecular function: serine-type endopeptidase activity.
AUGCGGCUAUGCAGCGUAUCUCUUAUUUUGAACUUUGUUGUCCACGGAAGCUGGGCUAGCUUACCACAUCAAACCCCUGACGACAGAAGAACUGUUCCCGCACCGCUGAUUUGUGAGAACUUUACGGACACUGCAUCGGACAUCUACAAAGUGAAGUUUCAUGCCAAUCACACCCUGGAAGGCCAUGUAAGACAUACCGGCAUCAACGUCACCACGUUCGAGAGGUUCCUAGAGACGACUGUUCCGCUCGGAUACAUUGCCAAAAUCGACCGAGACACCCUCGACAACUUCAUUCGACUCGACCCAGGGGUAAUUGAAGUCAUAUGCGAUCGAUACGUGAGCAUCACUUUCAGUCCGCUCCUUGGCGAUUCCAACUUUGAAAGCAACGCAACCCAGCAUCUGGACAAGCGUUGGUCGAUUACGACAAAGCGCGGCUCCGCCUCGUACGCUCUACAAAUGAUGGCUUCUGGCCACAAGAUAUCUACACCAGUAAAUGAUAUGGGUGACUACGACUUUUUAGACACGGCUGUACAGGGUGUUGACAUAUAUGUGCUGGACGGAGGGGUGUGCCUUGCUCACAGCACGUUCGGUGGCCGCGCUUCCAAAAUCAGAGGCUUGGCUCCAACUGAUCCAAAUCCAUACGGUCCGGGCGAUAUGCAGGAUACCGUGGGUCACGGCACUGCAGUUGCCAGUUUUGCCGCAGGCGACACAACUGGAAUUGCACCUUUUGCGAGAAUCAUCAGCAUCAAGAUUGACCCAAGUAAUUUUACAGAAGGCAGCGUUGUCCAAGCGAUCCAGGACAUGAUCAGCAACCACAGAUCCAAAUUCACCACGGCCGGGUUCCGAGGAUCUGUCCUUAACAUGUCCUUCAUCCUCUUCUACAGCUUCCAGGACAUUAACGACGCCUUGAAUGACGCCGCCGCUGCAGGUAUUAGCAUGUUUUCGGCUUCUGGUAACCAAGGUGCGGAUCUAGAUCAACAUCCGGUCUGGCCAUGCACAUUAGCCAAUGUGAACUGCAUCGGCGGCACCGACAACAAUUACACAUUUUGGCCUUCCACGAACCGCGGAAGGGACGUUGCUUUUCUGGCUCCGGCGAAAGAUGUCUAUGUUGCUUUGCCAGGGAGCCCGAACAAUUUCGGGUUUCGCAGUGGCACCUCCCUUGCGACUCCACUGACUAGCGGUACGGCAGCAAUAUUCACAUCUUGGCUAGGUCUGGCAAAUAACCAGGCCCAGGCUUAUGUGCGAUCCAAUGUGCAAGUCAAUUUCAUAUCUGGGGUGCCGGUGGGCGGAGCAGGUUACUUCGUCAACACCGCAAUUAACGAUGUCUGGAAGAACGCGGACGAGCCGUUCAGGCGUGCUGGAAACAUGCCACACCAGGGAUUACCAACAGCCAACGUGUUCAACGCCGAAUCAAACGGGUUCUGUUGUGAUCAGCCUCCAGUAGUACCACCUGAAGGCCCAUCUGACCGUCCAGUCACAUUGACUCCGAUCCCAGACAGCACAACAAUCGAAACAGUCGCUACGCCGACUAAUACCAAAGACUCUACCCUGAACGAUAACUGGACAAUCGCUACGGCAACCACAACGGCAUCGUCCUAG